AUGUUCCUGAUAUCGAAGAAGGGGCCACAUGCCAAUGUUGGCAACGGCGCAACCAAAGACUUGAAGAGAAAGAUUGAUAGGUAUUUUGGACUGAUAAAUAAGCUUUCAAUUGAGCCAAGAUUACUGAGUGAUCAAGGUUGUAAAGAUACCGUCAUGUCAUCGUUUGUUGAGAGAAGAGACGAGAGCACAUACUUAUAUCGAAGGAAAGCGUUUGAUUUAAUGAGCUGUUUGGAUGACCUUCUGUGUCGCGUUGAUGUUUGCUUGGCUCGUAAACCUGGCCAGUCAGUGAAAGAGCAUAUAGAGAAUUUGCAAAAGCCACCAUAUGCUCCGUUUGUAGAUUGUAAAGACCUUUGCUCAAGGGUUGUCACAAUGUAUGAACAUGCAAGGUACGGUGUAAAACCAUUCGAAGUUAGUGAUUUUGAAAAAUUUUCAGAAGAAAUGAAUGAUCUUACAAAGAAGGUCUAUAAUAAACUGCAAGUCCCAGGAAGUCUGAUCGUGCCACUGAAACGUUCAUUAAAUGAACAGAGUGAAGCUAGUUUGCUCUCUGGGGAAAAAAUUCAUGGCAUUAUGGAGUAUGAACCAGCAAUAACUUCAAAGGUACUUUAUAGAAGAAAAGAUGAAGUAACAGAUUGUGGUUCAAAGUCUGAUAGAAAGAUUUAG
Molecule: messenger RNA, 660 nt
Organism: Rhopilema esculentum
Lineage: Eukaryota; Metazoa; Cnidaria; Scyphozoa; Rhizostomeae; Rhizostomatidae
Source: RefSeq, a predicted model, not a curated record